Messenger RNA from Pocillopora damicornis (cauliflower coral), 3479 nucleotides. RefSeq names its product condensin complex subunit 3. Gene Ontology annotation, biological process: mitotic chromosome condensation. NCBI's taxonomy places the organism in Eukaryota, Metazoa, Cnidaria, Anthozoa, Scleractinia, Pocilloporidae. The record is from RefSeq and is a predicted model, not a curated record. Gene Ontology annotation, cellular component: condensin complex; condensed chromosome. Gene Ontology annotation, molecular function: protein binding.
GCAAUAGAAGUGAUGGGGAGGAAGAUGAUUACAGCAAUGUUUUCCUUGACUCCGUCUUCACUUUCUUGCUGGACUCGCAUGAUGCUAAAGACAAAGCUGUAAGAUUCCGUGUCUGUCAGCUAAUCAACAAGCUCUUGAAUAACAUGGGUGAUGAUGCUGUUAUUGAUGACGAUCUGGCAGAGAGGAUAUUUGAGAGCAUGUUGAUACGGCUCCACGACAAGUUUCCUGCUGUGAGAGUGCAAGCUGUUGCAGCUAUUUCCAGGCUCCAGGACCCCUCAGAUCCUGAGUGCAUUGUAAUAUCCACAUACUUAAAACUCAUGUCAAAUGACUCCAGUGUUGAAGUGCGCAGAGCUGUGCUCCUGAAUGUUGCUCUUACUUCUCAGACAUUGGAGGGAAUAAUAGGAAGAACCCAAGAUUUGACAGAAUCAGUACGAAAGUUAGCUUAUCGUAUCCUAGCAGAGAAGGUGAACAUAAAAUCAUUUACAAUUGCCCAGCGUGUGCAACUGCUUUCCAAUGGCUUGCAUGACAGAUCAGAGGCCAUUAAGGAAGUUUGUGCAAAGGAGCUUCUUGGACAGUGGUUGAACAAUUUUGAUGGGGAUGUGGUCAAACUUCUGAAAUGCUUAGAUGUUGAUGGAUGCACAGAGGUUGCAGAACUGGCUUUAAAGACAUUGCUGAAUGGAUUACCAAAGGAAGACCUUCAAGGUUACAUUGAUUCUUUAAAGAAAGGACAACAAGAAGAAGGCCCUGCAAAAAUUAGCUAUGAAAAUCUAGAUGCUGAGACAGCAUUUUAUUGGAGAUGUCUUGGAGAACAUUUGAAGUUCAUGGGGGUGAAUGGUGAAGCACUUUUGGAUGAACUUCUACCUGAAGUAUCAGUAUUUUGCAAAUACAUUCAAGGGUAUGUUGACAACUGUUUGUCCAGAAUAUCUUCAGAAGAGUCUUAUCAUUCAGGAAGUCAACAGAACUUUAUCACCAGGCAACUUUUGAUUCUUGUGGGAGUAAUGGACCUCUCUGAUGAAGUUGGAAGAAAGAAUCUUUGCCAGAUGAUCCAUGACUUGUUGGUACACAUGGAGAUCCAGGAGUCAUUGGUGGAUGUCCUACAUGACAGAUAUGUAGGUGUUCAACCAGAAGAAAGCAGUAGAAUCCAGGAGCUUGUUGAGAUUAUUGCUGAUGUUCGACAACCUAUUGUGAUGAUUGAGACUCCUCAAAACAAGGAAGAAAAACGAGUAUGGGAACUUAAGGUUGCUGGAAUCAGUGUUAAACUUAAUCAGUACCGUGAUGAAAUGGAACAGUGUGUGACAAACCAGGAUUUUGCUAAGGCAGCUGAACUCAAACAGCAAAUUACAGAUCUGGAAGAACAGAAAGAAAUACUUGAUUCACAAGAGAACUCCUUUUCCCAGACUAUUAGGGAAGAAAAGGAUGAUCCUGAUACGUUAUUGAAGUGUUUAACCAUUGCAUCUGAGAUGCUGCAGGGUGUGGCAACAAGUGGACUGAAUCCAACACUAACCACUUUGGUUCAAACUCUGAUUCUGCCUGGUGUUCAGAAUGAAGAUCCCUUAGUGCGUAACAUGGCUAUCAAAUGCUUGGGUUUGUGUGCCCUCCUUUCUUGUGAAUUUGCCCGCACACAUCUUGUACUUUUUCUUCAGGUGGCCCAACUAGACCAAGAGCUUGUUCGCACAACUGCCCUUCAGGUUGUUUUUGAUCUUCUUCUAAAGUUUGGUCUUGAGGCUUUCAAAGUCAAUACUUCAGUCCAUGAUGAGGGGGAUGACCCCCCUUCCUCUGACUCAGAACAGGACAAAUCAGACAAUGAAAAUGAUGAAAAUGAAGGAGGUGAAGAUGUCACAGAAAAGAAAGAGGAUGAAGAUGUGGAAGAGACCGAGGCUCGAGAUACGGACACUGCUGCAAGUGUGCUUACAAUACUUACUGGAAUUCUAGAGAGCGAGAGCAAUGACCUUAGGAAUGUGGCUGCUGAAGGAUUGGCCAAGUUGUUGCUCUCAGGUCGUGUUCUGAGUGCCAAACUUUUUUCACGACUUCUGUUGCUGUGGUACAACCCUACCACUGAGGAUGAUGUAAACCUGCGGCACUGCUUGGGUGUCUUUUUCCCAGUUUUUGCCUUUGCUUCACGCAUGAAUCAGGAGCUGAUUGAAGAGGCAUUCUUUCCCACACUGAAGACAUUAUUUAGUGCCCCUAUGUCAUCUCCUCUGGCAUCAGUUAACAUCAAUAAUGUGGCAGAGUUGCUGGUGGAUUUAACAAAUGGAAAAUACUUGGAAAAGAAAGAAAAAUCACAUGUUGAUGCCAAUGAGGCAUACAGCAUUCAUGCUUCUCUCAGCAUUGCAAUUGCUAAUGAGAUUUUGUCUUGUCCUGAUGCUCCCGGUGUGCGAGUUCUGUGCAAGGUACUGACUAUGAUGGACUUGACUGGCUGUACACAGUCCACAGUCAAGGAAAUUAAAGUCCUUACAGGAAGGCUGAUGGAGGAAAUUGAAGAGAAUAUGUCCCUGAAAUCAUUGAGCAAGUUAAAUAAAAUGCUGGAAACUCUCACAGAUAAGGAGAUUGAUAGUGUCUCAGAGACUGAAUUAGACAAUGGCAAUCAGGAAAAUGCAGAGAAAACAGAGGAACCCAAUGAAGGUACUAUUAAUGAGAAAGCUACUGUUGAUGACAUAGACACUUGGCAAAGAUUAGAGGAAAAUACCUGUGUACUUCAGGAACAAGCAAAAUGCAACACAGAGGAUACAGACACCAUGGGUGACAAAAACUCUGAAGUCCUGAAUGAAAACCAAGCUGACAACAAACCAAAAGAAAUUAAAUCAAGAAGAAAGAGUAAGAAGCAAGUAGGGUCAAAGUCAGUUGCCAGGGAUAAAGAGCUUAGCCCUGUUGCUUUGGGUGAGGAAACACCAGCUCGGCAAACAAGAUCAAGCAGAAAAAGCAAGACAAAUGUUAAUAAAAUGGUCAAGUCUGUGAUAGAUUCAGAGGACAAUGACAGCAAUGGAAAAGAAAAUGUUUCAAGCAAUGAUGCUGAUGAUGUGUUCCUCAAAUGAUUCACUCACUUUGCAUGUGCUGUGUCAACAUUUCACAUUAGUUUAACUUGCAUUUCUUCAUAGCACUUUAGGAACCUGUUGUUCAUAGUUAAUAAGUCUAAUAGCAGUUGUUGGUUUUUUAAAUGUCACGGUUUAAUGAUCUAAACAUGUACAAUGGUAAAUCUUAAAAGUUCUGUAUAAUACCAUUAGUAGUAAAAAGGGCAACUUGUUCUCCCUUGUUGCAAUACAAACAAUUUUGGUGUCUACUUUUGUUGAAAGAAUUGUUGCUGAAAUGGUGGAUUUUGUCUCAUGUAGAUGACUGUUCAAGUGUAUGUAAUGGUAUCUGUAAAAUUAUAGUGUUAUUAUAGAGACUUUUCAGAAAUGCUGUAAAACUGGAUAUAUUGUUGUCUUCUAGAUUUGGUUUGAUAUUUCUUUUGUCAAUAAAAUAAGAUUACUGUCUAUUUGUCA